This is a messenger RNA of Durio zibethinus, 2556 nucleotides long. The record is from RefSeq and is a predicted model, not a curated record. Lineage: Eukaryota; Viridiplantae; Streptophyta; Magnoliopsida; Malvales; Malvaceae.
GGAGAUGAAAACUUUUGAUAAAUUUAUAUUUUGAUUUUGGAGUGCGUGGAGUAAAAAAUUAGGUUUUAAUAAUAAUGAAAUAUGGAAAGAGGAAGAUGGGAUACAAAUAGUACCACUCUUCAUACAAACUUCAAUGAGCGGACAGAUAUUUACAACGGAUUGGACGCUUAGCCGUUCGAUCCAAAGUGCGUUGAAAAAACCCUGUUUGAGACAAAGACCUAGCCGUUAAAAAAGCAACAUACCUUUACCUCUUGGUUUUGGAUCUUUGUCCAAUUUCCGUAUCUGUUCUUGGAUCUCUUAGCAAUUGUUCAUUGUCUGUUGAUUAAAUCCAUUUAAUCUUUGUCUUCGAUAAAACACUAACUCUCUACAUUUAAUCUCCUGUCUCACAUAACCUUCCCGCUAUUACUUUGCCCCUUUGUCGAGUGUCUAGGAUGCCCGGCUGUGCACUGCAAAUCGAAAUUAUGGUGUCCGGUUUGAUAAUUGCAAAUCCGGUCGUGUACGAGAAGAAAGAGCGGCGCGUUUGUAACGUUAGAGAUAUAAAGGAUCCUGAGCAUCCCUACUCUUUGGAAGAGCUUAAAGUAAUAACUGAAGAUGCCAUUGAAGUAGACAACACCUAUAGUUAUGUUAGGGUCACAUUUAUUCCUACUGUUGAACAUUGUAGUGUGGCUACGGUUAUUGGUCUUUGCUUGAGAGUCAAACUUAUGAGGAUUCUCCCUUCUCGCUACAAGAUGGAUAUAAGGAUCACAACUGGAACUCAUGCAACUGAAGCUGCAUACACUGUCUCUCCUUUUCUCUAGUAGUCAAUGCCAGCUUCGUUUUCCAAAAAUUUUUCAGAGGGAGAUUUCUAGAUUAACUUUAUAAAGAAGUGUGGUACCGCUUUCACAUUAUGGUCUAGGUUGAAUUUAAUUCCUUCCCCAAUUUAUCUUCCUUUCACGGUGGGAAAUGUUUCUCUUGCUAAUUAAUAACUACUAACUAUUAUAUGAUAGAAAUAGGAGUCAAAUAUAGUAAUACAAAGCUUGUGUGCAUAAUGUUGCAGUUAAUGGAUUAUCUAAUUCCUUUUUUCUUCUGUAAUGCAGUUAAUAAACAACUGAAUGAUAAAGAACGUGUUGCUGCAGCACUAGAAAACCCAAACCUUGUGGAUAUGGUUGAUGAAUGUCUGGCUCCAUCCUAUGGUUGAAUGUAUUAUAUUACUAAAUGCGGUGAGAGCAAUUGUAUAUCUACUAUAUAGUCUACUUGUAGAUGAUUGAAGGUCUCAUAAUACAUGUCAAGAUCCUACUAUCGUCCAUUAAAAAGCUUCUGGUGUUAAAGCUGGAAGCAAUACAGGUGAGAUCUUCAAUACAUAUACCCUGGAUAUCAAAAUUUGAGAGGUCAAGUGCCAUUCAUGUGUGCACCUCAAUAUUCUAGCAUGUUAGGUAAUUUACAUAGCAUCAAAAUUCUUUUGCAACCAUUUAACUUGCUUUUCAAUCCAGCAUCCCUCAAGGCAUUCAUAGCUGAAUGAUAUAGCCAUCCAUCUGAGUUCCUUCGGUUUUAAUGUCCUGCAGAAGCUUCACCAACUUAUUGAUCGGGCUUGUUUUAGAGAAAACCCCAACUAUGAUGCUAGCCAUAGCCUUGUAGAUUAAUUCCCUGGUUAACCUAAACUCCUGGUAGAAUUUCACACGCAUCUCAUUCUCCCUUGCUGUAUUGUAAGCUCUAAGGAUAGCAGUGUGGCUAACUUUAUCCGGUGCCACCUUUCUUUGCUUCAUUUCUUUCCAACUCUUCUCUACGUGUCUCAAGUUCUUGACUCUCCUAUGCAUGUCCAUCAAAAAAUUGUAAACCCAUACAUUUGGUUGAAACCCUUUCUGUUUCAUUUAAGCCACAUGCUUCAUUGCAUCUCUUAUGCUCCCUGCUUUCCCAUUCGUUGCCAUCAUGCUAGAAUAUGCCACAAAACAUUUAUCAAACGCCUUCUGUUCCAUCUCUGAAAAUACCAUUUCAGCUUUCGAGUUUGCGACAGUAGGCAUUUAUGGUCGAGGCAUAAGUUACUUGACCUGGUUUCAGCCCUGAAAAAGCAGCUCCUCAUAAACUACAAUGGCAGAACGAAACCCUCUUCUUUUGGAGAAGCCAUUGACUAUUGUGCAGAAAAUACUAUCAGAAACCUUUAUGUUUGUAUUCUUCAUCACCAUCACAACUUCCAAAGUUUUCUCUAAUAACCUUUCUUCUAUAUACAUCAAUACAAGUUUUAAAAAGCACUUCUUGAUCCCUUACGAUUCUCCUCUCCUCUGCAUCUUUGAAUACUUCUUCAACCACAGUUAAAUCACCAAUGUUCGAAAAUGAGUGUAUCAAGGAACAGCAAACUGAAGAACUCACAAAAUUCCUUUCUUUGUCAUGUCUUUGAAAUAUUCAAGAGCUUCAUAAGUUCGACCUGAUUUAGCCAUUGACUUGCAAAGAAUACUGUAUGUGCUACGUGCAACUGGUGUUAAAUUCAACUUCCUACUUUCAAAUUCAUUAAAAAUAAGGAAACUUUGUCCAUACCGCCAAUUUGCUAAUGAGCUUCCAUUAUCUGGCAAUAAGAUUCCGAAU